Gymnodraco acuticeps is the source of this 6676-nucleotide messenger RNA. It is a transcript of the gene onecut1, whose product is annotated as one cut homeobox 1. Bases 364 to 1722 code for a protein of 452 amino acids. Gene Ontology annotation, biological process: regulation of transcription by RNA polymerase II. Gene Ontology annotation, molecular function: RNA polymerase II cis-regulatory region sequence-specific DNA binding; DNA-binding transcription factor activity, RNA polymerase II-specific. NCBI's taxonomy places the organism in Eukaryota, Metazoa, Chordata, Actinopteri, Perciformes, Bathydraconidae. The record is from RefSeq and is a predicted model, not a curated record. Gene Ontology annotation, cellular component: nucleus. The transcript is spliced from 2 exons.
CGGUGGAAUAGGGGCUGGAGACACACAACUAGAGAGAUGGCGCGGCACCCGACCGGAGCGCAAGGACAGCUGGUUGGCGGUGGGGGGGCUUGAAAAUAUAAAGAGAAUCAGAAAAUGAUUUUUUUUAAACAACAAAAAUAUCAAGAAAAAAAGGAUACGAAAAAGGAGUUUCCAUUCUGCAAAACAGCGUCAGAGGCAUAGGAGAAUACAUGCGAAUAUAAGGAGAGAAAUAACUAAAAGCAGGCUGGCAGGCAAGGAAAGAAGAAAAAAGCAACAAAAGAAAAUUGAACUUUACUGGACGUGAGGACUUCUGGACAUCAGGUAGAUCAUUAUAGAUGGUUUGUCCACAGCGCUGCCCGGAUCAUGAACGCACAUCUGUCGAUGGAAAAUAUUGGCGACAUGCACGGAGUGAGCCAUGAGUCCGUGGUCGGUCACGGAGACCUGCUGAGUGGCCACAGUCCGCAUGCCCGUUCCCGGGGUCUCAGCCACCGCGCUAUGGGCAUGGCAACCCUCCUGGACAGCGGGGACUAUCACCCCGGACACCACGGACACCUGCACCCAGCCAUCAGCAUGUGUGAAGUCCCCCCCGGCAUGAGUGCAUGCAGCACUUACACCACCCUUACACCCCUGCAGCCCUUACCCCCCAUCUCCACCGUGUCCGACAAGUUUCCUUCCCAUCAUCACCACCACCACCACCAUCCCAAUCCCCAUCAUCCUCACCAUCAUCCGCACCAGAGGAUCCCCGGAAAUGUCAGCGGCAGCUUUACUUUGAUGCGAGAGGACCGGAGUCUGGCGCCUCUGAACAGUCUGUACCCCGCAUAUCAUCACAAAGAUCCCUGCAUGGGCCAGAGCCUCUCCCCGCUGUCUGGUUCCGGUCUGGCCAGCAUACACACGUCCCAGGCCGGGAUCCCUCCCUACGCUCAUCCCGGUGCCGCCAUGCCUGGUGAGAAGAUGCUCACCCCCAGCGGGUUUGAGGCUCACCACCCCUCCAUGCUCGGCAGACACACGGAGCAGCACAUGAGCUCAUCGGCGGGCAUGGUACAAAUCAACGGCCUCCACCACCACCCACACGCCCACCUAGGCGCGCAGGGGCACGGCCAGGGGCUGGGGAACAGCCGGGAGCAGGCCUCCGGGCCCGGGCAGCAAGGGGGUGGCGGUGGAGGGGGUGGUGUUUCUGGGGGCCAGAUGGAGGAGGUGAAUACCAAAGAGGUGGCGCAGAGGAUCACCACAGAGCUGAAGCGCUACAGCAUCCCUCAGGCCAUCUUUGCCCAGCGGGUCCUGUGCAGGUCCCAGGGGACCCUGUCCGACCUGCUGAGAAACCCCAAACCCUGGUCCAAGCUCAAGUCCGGGAGGGAGACCUUCCGCCGCAUGUGGAAGUGGUUGCAGGAGCCUGAGUUCCAACGCAUGAGUGCGCUCAGGCUCGCAGGUGAGCGAAGCCUCGCAUGUAAGCGUAAGGAACAGGACCACGGCAGAAGCGAGCGGGGGAGCAUGUCCAAGAAGCCCCGGCUGGUGUUCACAGAUGUGCAGCGGCGGACGCUCCAUGCCAUCUUCAAAGAGAACAAGCGUCCAUCCAAAGAGCUGCAGAUCACCAUCGCCCAGCAGCUGGGCCUGGAGCUGACCACAGUCAGCAACUUCUUCAUGAACGCACGCCGCCGGAGCCUCGAUAAGUGGGUGGACGACGGCUCCGGUCACCCUGGCCCCAACUCCUGCACCAAAGCCUGAAGACGGACUGAAAUGACCAACUCAUGGACUGACUCAACCUCGGUGGAAAAGCUUUAAAACUUAUGAGAAACAAAGAGAAACUUAAAAAGACCUUGAAGCAACGUUUUGCCCUUAAACCUGUACUAUAUUGAUAUUUAUAGUAUCCAAAGAUGAAAAAACAAACCAAAGACUUCUUGUUUGACCUGCUUUGAAAUGUUUGUUUCAGCAACACAUUUACGUGUAACAUACUGCAAAAAGACUAUAGUUUUACCCCCCUUCAUACACACUCACUGUCACUGGUCUCUAGCUUUACCCCCCAACACCUCCCCACUCAGUAUCAAUCUAUCAUUCACCAUCCUUAUCUUUAAUCUGAUUGGUUGGUUUUAAUGAUGGGUCCCUAAAUGGAGGUUUAAUCACCCUAUUGGCAGUCUGAUCUGCAGCUGUCCACACCCUUGAAGAACAGCCAGAAUGUGGAGCUCCGGUGGGAUUGGCCAAUCAACUUUAAAGACACAAAAUCCUACAGGAGCGACCGGAUUGUUGUGCAACCUUGUUUGGAUCGGUGGCGGUGGACUGUCUGUCUAUCUGUCUGUCUGUCCAGCUGUCUGUCUUUCUAUCAAGCAUUCCAGACAGACGGGGAAAUGCCCAUGUGUAGACUGCUAACCCAAAACCAAAAAAUCUUGAAAAAUACCAAAAAAAAACCUAACCUCAACACCCAUGGUAGUGCUUUCUUCCAACAUGCUGAAGCGUUGAAUAAUUUAAACAAGAGAAACCAAAGCCUUCUACAACCUGAAGCCUCUCAUGCAUCUUAGAAAUCAAACCACUUCAGAUUCUGCUAUGAAGUAAUCGAACCAAAGAGUCUAUUUUGUAUCUUACCUCUUGAGACUGUUAGUCGCCACAACGAAGAUAAUGUCACCGCUUAUGGUCCAUACCACAUUUGGCACCAUAAGUUCCCCGCGAAUAGAAAUAUUAUAUGACACAACUCUGAGAAUUGACUAUUGAUAUUUGCCUUAUGGAUGCCUUUUCUAAUCAAACCAAAUAUUACAGUGAUAUCUUCACAAACUCUGAAUGUUACUUUAAAUGUGAAGAUUAAUCAUGACAGAUACAUCCUUUCCUCUGAGUCUGUCCCACAGAUUUAGCUAAACUUUAUUUUGAAAUACCAGCAGCCAAAGAACAAAGACUAAUCCAUUCAGUAGUGUGUUAUCGCUGCAAAGGUGAAACCAAAGAUGUUGCCUCUCAUGUUGAGUAUAUGUGACACAGUGAGGGAGACAGACGGCCUCUGAUGGGUUUUUUGUGUCACCACUCUAAUAAUAAGCAUCGGCGUCCCUGUGCAUUUGAUUUUAUCUCCUCAUCAAAGAUGUUCGGUGGAGGGGAUGAUAUCAAUGAUCAAAUCACUUUCAGGCGCUUACACAUCAAUGUCACCUCGUCACCUGAAUACGAAAGCAACCCACUCUGCCUGUUGCAAACCCCCCCCCCCCAUCCUGCCUCCGUAAGCUAUGCAUUCCAGCACUAGGAGGAAAGCACUACACAGAGCUGGCCCAGGGCAGCGUAUCAUUAAAUAUAUCGAGCUGCCCCCCCCCCCCCCGCCGCCAUCCUCCUUAUGGCCAGGGUUAGCAGCUCUACAUCCAUCAGAACAAGCGCUGACGGAGAGGAGAGAGGGAGCUGCUUCUUCACCUCCGAAAGAGAUAACCAAAAAGACGACAAGAAACAAAAAAUGUGUCAAGACCUGCUGAUGUUUUAUAGUGUGUACCAAAGAUGCUACCUCACUCAAGUUCCAUACGUGAUUUCUAUCACUUUGAUGAUACCAAAGAUAACCAAAGAUUUUUUCUCAUUGCACGGCCUCUACGAGUGGUGUUUUAAAGAUGUUGUAUGUCUCCCCUCCCCCCCCCCCCCCCCCCCGGCUCCUCUAUCUCUCUUCCUUUCUUCUCCCCCUCCCACCUGCUCUCCACCCAUGCACCCCUGCUAUGCGUGCUCUUGCUUCAUCUGUGCUCUGAUUACAGCUCCAUAGAUAGUCAUGCUGAUGCAGCUAUAGGCGGAUAUGCUGAUCUAGCCAUACACACAGGUGGCCAUGCAGGGGCAUCUUUGUAGCAGUACCAAAGUAUUUAUUUCACUACAACAUUUAAAAAAAAGCUAAAAUGGUGGUUGUAUAAUCAAAUUAAGUUUUAGUUUGGUGCAUGAUUCACCUUCAUACCCCGCUGUGUCUAUUUUUGCAGCUUUAUUUCUACUCCAGCCUCUUGGUGUGUAUCUAUAGGUUGAUAAUAUUGAUCCACCAUAUAGGUCAGACUUCUUGACAUGAUAAUAGGCAGACAAGCCGACAUAGCCAUGGGCAGAAAUGUUGACUCAACUAUAGGCAGACAUGUUCCUGAAAGUAGAAGCAGACGUGUUGCAAUCUUUCUAAAACUCCCAGGACGAGUGCCUUGCUUGAACCAAAGUGUUAUACCGCUGUUGACCUCUCACCUUUGACUCUGUGAAUACCUCAGCCUGUAGAAGGGCCGCUACUGAAGAGACAAGGAAAGGUUUUUUUUUUUUUUUUUUUAUCACACCGUGGUGCUUUCGCCAGCGCAACCAUGCAAUGAAAACAUACCAAAGGAAUUUCUCUUGUCCACUUCUACAGAUUAAACCAAAGGUCUUUGUUUCUCCUCUCUCUCGCCCCUUCAUCCCUCCUUCCCCAAACCUUCCUCGCCUCUCUGCUGUGUGUAAGAAGGUUCAGCACUCUGGCCGUGCAUGUCUUUACCAAUGUCUCUGAAUACCUCAUAGUAAUAAUUCCUUUGAGUUCUGCAUUGAGACGUCUAUCUGUGAGUAAGGCAGAACUCCACUCGUGUGGUAACUGUUGUUGUUACUUCAAAAAGCUGUAUGAUUAUCUAUUUUGAAGUUGUUGUUUUUUUGGCAGAUGUGCUCUGUUUCAAGUCACGGACGACAAGUUUCAGGGUUGAUGUGUGAAACUUAAGGGAUGGAGGGAGAAGCGUAUUUUUAUCAGACAUUGGGUUAUGCCAAUAUUAUGAUGGUAGACUAUUGCUUUUACAGGGUAAAACCAACUGCUGUGAUAUUGUGUUUAUAUUUUGCCUUUUUCUCUACUUCUGUGUUGUGAUUUUAAUUUAAUUGCAUUUUUGUAAUGGUUAACCACUGCUUUAAUUUAUGCAUUUGUAGAAACUCUAGAUUUGUAUAUAGUAGGUUUUUGAAGAAAAAAAACAAACAAAAAAGAAAGUUUUAUGUUACAGCCUUAUUUCCCACGCUUAGAUAUAAAAGGAGUAGUUUGUAUUCUUCUUCAGCUAAAUCCUAGCCGGCAUUUCAAUGUGUGUUUUAAACACUGCCAGAAACCCAGACAGUUGAUUUGCCAACGCAGACAAAGUGAUACAGGAGCUACUUUGUUGAACAGCUGGCACAAAGCAGUGUGUACGUGUGUGUUUUUUCUAUUCUUUUGACUUUUUAAAAGAAAAACGGUUAUUUUAUGGGUAUUAACUGCACAUCCAAAGAUUUUUAAAACAAACCAAAAAUUGGAAAAAAAUAUGUAUAAUGUUGAAAAGCACUGGCAUUUGUGAGGUAGACUUGUUGAGUUUUGAUUUGCCAUUCGCACGGGUAUAGAAUGUAGAAGGCGUAGGGCUAUGUAGACAAGCUUACUCUACCAUGUGGGGAAUCUCCUGUUCAAUGUACAAUCUGAAGCAUUUGAAACGAGGGCUGCAAGUCCCGCUCACUUUGCUGUCUCAUGCACAGAGUGAGUUGGAGUGGAGGCUGGGCAGCCGGUCUGCCAGGGGCUGUGCCGCGGAGCUGGGUCUGUUUUUAUUGCCGUGGCACUGCCGCCUCGCUCCAUCUAGUAUCUGUUCUUUUGGUACGUACUCGUGUAAUGACUAUGAGCAAAGUCUAAUAAAACUGCAAAGAACUAACCAAGGAAUCAGUGUGUGAGUGUGUGGGGACGAUCACCUGCUUGUUUUGUCUUGUCUGUGGAUGAGUGUGUGCAACUCACAUGUCAAGUGCUGCUGAGGUAUGCAAGUGUGUAUGUGUGUGUUUAUUUGCAUGUGUUUCUUUACUGUGUGUUCUUCUAUUUUUGAAAUCUGUACGUACUGCUGGUGUGUAUGCAUGUGUGUGUCUGAUUGGGGCAUACACCAACAGUGAGUUUGACUCCCUCUGGUUGUCAGAGGCCUUACUGUUAGUACUGCUUCCUUCCAGCACACAGUAUCAGCAUGUGUGCACUCACAGAACGUUUUUCAGCUACGUACAGGUGCUUACAGAACAAGUAUAACUGCAUGAGGAUAUGAAUGAUGCAGUGUGAAUCUAUUUUCCCCCAUUACCACAUUUUCUGUUAUUUAUUUCGUCCAUAAGGAGUUCCCAUGUGAUGGGUGGCUUGGCUACAAGUCUCAUAACAAUACUGCGGCGCCAAAGACAAUCAUCUGGAUCUCUUAACGCUGGGGAACUAGUUUAUCACCCGCAGAGGGGUGUCCUCCAGCUAUUCACAUACAAAAAUGCUUGAAAGGGUUUUGAUAAACAAGCAUAUUUGUUGUCAUAGACAUAAUAGAUUACAGUAGUAGUUCAUCCUGCACUUGCAUUUCCAAAUGAAAUCUCAUUGCUCUCGUCGGCCUUGUGCUCUUGUCAACCUUGUUCUCUUUCUUUUUAUCUUCUCAACUCACAAAGCUUCUUCAGUUUUCAGUGCGUGUGGUUUUGUGCGUGUGUGUGUCUGAGUGUGUGUUUGGGUGCGUGAGUGCCUGUGUGUGUGAGUGUGCCAGAGAGGCAAUACUGUCAGUGUUACUCUCAGAUGUAUAACUCCAUGUCUCAUGACCUGAUUUGUCAUUGCUGUUUCCCAGGCUUUGCUACUGCUUUCUCAGUGCCGUGCAAUAUCAUCUGUUGUGAUUGCUAAGCAAAUUUAAAAAAAAGAAAGAAAAUUGAGAAGCAAGUGAUGAUGUCAUCCAGCUUUUUUCAGUGUUCAAAAUGUUUCAACAUUUCUGUAGUCACAAAAAGUAGAAAAUAAAAUGUUGGUAUUUCCAGC